UUUUAUUUUUAGAGCUUAUAUUAUUUCACCGUGUAUAAAAGAGCUCCCUACCCCUGAUAUUAACACUUUAUGGUUUAUUUCACCGUGUAUAAAAGAGCUCCCUACCCCUGAUAUUAACACUUGGAUUAAAAAAUUAGAGAGAGUUUAACGGAAAAAAAACCAAACAUGGGGUAUGACACAGAUGUAUUAAAUAUAAUCAGCAUGAACGCCUCGGGCCGUAAAGGAAGAAUGUACAAUGACUACAGCAAAGAUAAAUUACGCAACCUGGUUGAAAACGAGAGGCCCGAUAUAAUGUUUCUCCCUGGAGACAAUCCUGGGGACACAUUCACUCAGACCAGCUACCAGCAGCUACUGGACCCGACUAACAACGAAACAGUCCUUCUGUACGACUCCACACGCCUGAGGAUCCGCCAACAACCAACAGGACCAGAUAUCAAAAUACCAAACUGUGAUUUUGACAAAGUCCUCUCACCUAUGGUCGAUGUUUGUUCACCAGCGCCUGCAUCCCAAAUCGUUAAACAGUUUAUCUGCGUGUCUUGGCAUUGGGAAUUGACAAUGGAAGAAAGAGGUUCACAGGUCAUCUAUGAAAACGGAAAGCAGUUCAUGAUGUAUGCACAAUUCCUAGCUUGGUUUACUGGAACUGAGGUUUUAAUUGGAGGGGACUUUAAUUUACCGAUGGAUACGAUUAUGGGGCUGAUAACAGAGCACAAUAAAAUGGUUGAAGCAGGGAUUGAUAGCAUCAAGCCAUUGUUUCAGCAACUUGGUUACAUGGAUUGCAUGACCGAAAACAUACACAGACCGGUACGAAGACUUCGACAGCUCAAAGUACACACUUGCAAGUGUCAGGAGAAAAUCAGCGACUGCAACUUCUUCGUGGCCUCAAAAGAGAUGCAACUGAGGGAAACCAAAUAUGCCAAAUUGGAAAGCUUGACCUAUCGAUCUGCGGGUCUCCAAUUAAAAACGAGCACGAGCACUCCGACUUACCGCCCGGAGCCCACCUACACCAAAACAGAAAUGUAUAUUCCACCCAGACCACCAAAAAAUCAUGGGGGUUAAGUGCGAAGCAAAAAAGAACGAAAACUAUAAGUCUUGUAAAUAUUUUUAUGUAACAGGCUUAUACGCACCAAUUCAGUGUUUAAAGUUGUUAUAUAAUCAGAGCAGUUUCGUAUAGCAUAUAAGAACAAUUAAGUUAACAUCCGUGAGAUUAUCAUUAGUAUUUUUAGAAAGGAUAUGAGCUUCAUUAUAAAACUAUUGUUAAAUGUUUUUAUCUUCUUGAAAUGUUUCUCAGUUUCAGUUUUCAUCACUUUCAUUGUUUCGGAUUGUAAAAUAAUUAUUUUUAAACAAUGUUUCAUGUUUGUCAUGAUAAUUUCUAAUAAAAAGUAUGAAUUUUU
Molecule: messenger RNA, 1391 nt
Organism: Magallana angulata
Lineage: Eukaryota; Metazoa; Mollusca; Bivalvia; Ostreida; Ostreidae
Exons: 2
Coding region: 166-1056 (296 amino acids)
Source: RefSeq, a predicted model, not a curated record